AUGCACACAGCGGCCGAUCGCGGGAGCCUGCAAAUCGUGACCCGGCUUCCACUCUUCAUCGCCUAUGCGAGGGCGGACCGAGAGGCCCUGACGAACAACUCAUGGACGUCCCGCCACAUCGCCAUCCUGUAUGGCGUCACCAACGAAGAGUACCUCGGCCUUCUCCCUGAAUCGGGUACCCGAGCGGACGACCUGCCCGAGGGCAAAGGGCACCGACUCAAGAAGGAGUGUGAUGCCUGCGUUGCUGUGAGCAGUACCCUACACCUGUUGGUCCUGGAAACUAGUUCUAGGAGCUGA
Messenger RNA from Gaeumannomyces tritici R3-111a-1, 297 nucleotides. RefSeq lists its product as hypothetical. Bases 1 to 297 code for a protein of 98 amino acids. The transcript is spliced from 2 exons. The record is from RefSeq and is a predicted model, not a curated record. Lineage: Eukaryota; Fungi; Ascomycota; Sordariomycetes; Magnaporthales; Magnaporthaceae.